GCUGCUUCAGUGUAAUCCGCGCUGGAGACAAAUUCAGAGCAACAACUAUCCUACAAACAACAUUUUUUGAUCGCAACUCGCAGUGUUUUUUGACCACACAAACCCCAUUACACAGGAGAAGAGGAGCUGAGAUUUUUUCAGAUUUUGGAAUUGAAAGACAAGAAAAACAUUUCACCCGUGACUUCAGAAUAGUCUUCUUCAUCAUCAGCAACUCAAAGGUGCAGAAAGGGAAACAAUCAUGAAGAAGGGAAAGCAGGUGGGUGAUGACAAGGAGCCCCCCAGUUAUCAGGAGGCGACUGCAGGCUAUGAUGAAAUGGAGGCCCAGUUCGCCUGGGACGACAAGAACAUCAGACGGACCUUCAUCAGGAAGGUCUACGCCAUUCUCCUGGUUCAGCUGUUAGUGACCGUGGCCAUCGUUUGUCUCUUCUCAUUUUGUGGACCUGUGAGGUAUUAUAUCCAGACUCAUCCAGGCUUGUACAUGUUAUCUUAUCUUGUAUUCUUUGCCACCUACAUCGCACUGUCCUGCUGUGGAGAGCUGAGGAGGCAGUUUCCUUGGAAUAUCAUUUUGUUAGUUCUUUUUACUGUGAGCAUGGCCUCCAUGAUGGGAUUUGUGUCGAGCUUUUACAACACCAAAUCAGUGGUUCUGUGUCUGGGAAUCACAACUCUGGUGGUUCUUUCUGUCACCCUCUUCAGCUUCCAGACCAAGAUUGACGUCACAUCCUGUCAGGGCCUCCUGUUUUCUCUGUGCAUGGUCAUGCUCCUCUGUGCCAUCACCCUCUCUAUUGUCGUCCCUUUCGGAUACGUUCCCUGGCUACAUGCCCUUUAUGCUGUGGGAGGAGCCAUUCUCUUUACUCUGUUCCUGGCGUUUGACACCCAGUUGCUGUUAGGGAACAAGCGCUACACUAUAAGUCCAGAGGAAUAUGUUUUUGCCACCCUGAGCCUCUACCUGGAUAUCAUCUACCUGUUCACCUUCCUGCUACAGAUCUUUGGAGGAGGCCGCGAGUAAAGCAUUUCUCUCAGCACUUUUUCCCCUACAUACAACAAAUCAACUUGGAUUUAUAACCCUCAUGAACAAGAUGGCAUCAGGGCUAUACGGUUUUUCAUGAGUCACUGUUUGGAAGUUUGUUUUUUUCCUGAUGUAAUAUUGUCCAUACAAUCCUGCUGCUGGUUUUGUCGCUACGCCCUAAUAUAUAUUCUACACUGCCUGAUACCUCGCUGUAGUCGUCCACUGUACUCUGGCCGGUCCUUUAUAUGUGUUUUUGUAUUACUCUGGGGUCGACUGUGACCCCACCGUCCUACAGCAUGUGCUUAAACAGUCAUUAAGCUGCCUGCACAUGAUAAGAAAUUUGCUAUUCGCUCACCGUGAUGUUAGGGCUAUAACCGCAAUACUGCAAUACCGCGAUAUUGAAAAGACAACCGCAGGGGAUGGCAAGCAACCGCCACAACCGCUAUGUUCCCGUUUUUUUCUAUUUUGAAGUCUUUGCACUAGGAGGGACGCAUUUUUACACUUUGCUACAAAUGGCAGCAGCGUGACGAGGCGCUGAGCGUCUAUUAGCGCUGCACGUAUGGUGUUUUCUUUCUGGUUACUGAGAGUUGGAAAAUGUUCAACUUUGGGUAAAACUCCACUAUGACCAACCAUCACAUCCUACAUGUAGACUACAAGUGCUGCACAACAACAAUAACGGAGGAGAAAUGAAUACACAUAGACCGGCAGGUCCGUCCUCUCUCCCUACGGGCUUCGACCUUCCCUUCCAGAGCAAGUACUCUACCGUGUGCCGACGAGUUGAUAUUCUGUAUCAUGGCAACCAGAUGCAACCAAAGCGUCUCAUUGCCCUUCUGUGUUCUCCAUUGAAUAAUAAACAUGCAUUUAAUUUAUUGUUUUUUUUU
Sebastes umbrosus (honeycomb rockfish) is the source of this 1887-nucleotide messenger RNA. It is a transcript of the gene faim2b, whose product is annotated as Fas apoptotic inhibitory molecule 2b. Gene Ontology annotation, biological process: negative regulation of apoptotic signaling pathway. The record is from RefSeq and is a predicted model, not a curated record. Lineage: Eukaryota; Metazoa; Chordata; Actinopteri; Perciformes; Sebastidae. Gene Ontology annotation, cellular component: Golgi apparatus; membrane; endoplasmic reticulum. The transcript is spliced from 12 exons. Bases 239 to 1006 code for a protein of 255 amino acids.